Cebus imitator (Panamanian white-faced capuchin) is the source of this 4018-nucleotide messenger RNA. It is a transcript of the gene ACTL7A, whose product is annotated as actin like 7A. The record is from RefSeq and is a predicted model, not a curated record. The transcript has a single exon. NCBI's taxonomy places the organism in Eukaryota, Metazoa, Chordata, Mammalia, Primates, Cebidae. The coding region runs from base 2576 to 3895 and encodes 439 amino acids. Gene Ontology annotation, cellular component: cytoplasm; nucleus.
CUUUAAUUCUCCAUUUUAAAGUUUAGUUUCCUAGCUCUCUGCCCCCCCCUUGCCUCAAGUUUCGGUAAACAACUUUCCCACCAGUUCCAAUCAACUGUAACCAUCGUUCUCACCAAACUACCUACCCCGCCACUCCAGCUCAUACCCCUGCUCUCUUUAAAAUAGCACACAAAUGCAGAAAGGGCAAUGAAAGAUGACAGAUGGGCAGGCCAGGACAGCCCAGGAAGAGCAAAUGAGUCAGAGCCUGUCAGGCUUGGAAUGUAUCAGUGAAAUAAGUGGAAGGCACAGGUCAGGUGAAAGGGUUCUCCAAAGGUGUCCACAUCUUAAUCCCUGGGACCUGUGAAUAUGUUAACUUUCAUGCCAAAAGGGAUUCUGUGGAUGUGAUUAAAUGAAGGAAUUUGAGAUGGGGAGAUUAUCCUGUAUUGUGUGAGUGGGGCCAAUGUAAUCCUUAUGUGGGGGACACAGGAGGGUCAAGGGCAGAGAGAUAGAUGGUAGCUGUAGUCUGAGAAGGUCUUUCAAGGUAGAGGAAGCGACUGUGAGCCAAGAAACACAGGUGGCCUCUAGGAGCUGGAGAAGCAAGAGGAAGUAUUUUUCCUAUACUUCCAGAAGGAACACAGCCCUGAAAGAACCUUAAUUGUAGCCCACUAAGAAUUAUAAACUUCUGACCUACAAAAUAGUAAGAUAAUAGCUGUGAGUUGUUUUUAAGUUGUUUUAAGUCACUAAAUCCAUGGUAAUUUGUUGUAGCAGAAACAGGAAGCUAAUCUAUGCUCUUCUAGAGUCCAGGUUAAUAAAAAGGUACCGAGCAGCUACAGACUUCUCAAAAUUCAAGUAGGAGUUUGGGGAGAAAAAAAUAGAGGAUUCUAAAUUACAUAUGCCUUUGGUUACCAUAGACACAACUUUUGAAACAAAGUCAAACAAUCUGAGUUGGCCAUGCAAAUCCCUGAACAGCAGAGGCAAUUAAACUAUUUUUCAGGCAGCCAGGCAUCGAAAGUACUUUCCCUUCGAUGGAAAGUAAAAUUCCAUGCCAUUAUCUCAUCCACUAACCAAGAAACUGAGAUUUUGUCCUUGGGAUGAUACCUUGCUGCCCCCAUCAGACAGUCACAAACCUCAUGAGACUGGACUUCGUCCUUUUCUUCUCUCAUACCCAACAGGAACUGAGAGCACCCCUGCAGCCUCUCUAAAGGAGAAAGCCCCUAAUUGUGGUGACUGCCUCUUUUAUGAAUGGCUGGGAUCAGGUUCAAGGUGUGACAUAACGUAAGGUUGGAUUCUGCCCUGAGUGUGGCAGGCAUCCGCAUCAAUGUGUCCAGCCUCGGAAAUGGCAUGAGAGAUGGUGGCCAAGCAGCCUGAGAUGCACACUAGGUCCCAUCAAGCUGUGUCCCAGCACAUUCUGGGGAGAAAGCCACAGUCAGGAGAGCUUGGCUACUCCUGGUUGGGUAUCUUUAGGUGAGCUAUGCACCUGUGAGCCUUAAUGUUGUCAGUGGGACUUUGUAGGGUCUAAUUUCACUGCCUACCCAAUGACCCUGAUGAAGGCACAGUAGGUGUACAAAUGUAUAUCCAAAAAUAAUUCCCCUUAAGUUGUUUUAAGUGUCACCCUUAGUACCCCUGACAUAGUCACCAGAGCAGCAAAGGAUCCCACUAACAUCUACAUCAGAUGGUGUCAGUGCUCUGCGCCAAAUCCUCUAGUGCUGUCUGACCUUAUCCAUGGUCCUCACAUUGGCCUAUGAGGCCUACCAUGAGCUGCUCACCUUCCCCCACUCCUUACUAAUCCUAUCUCUUCUACUUUUCCUUACUCCUUCCAUGCCAGCCACACCUGUCUUCUUGCUCCUCCUCUAAGUCAGGAGGUCAGCAAACUUUUAAGGGUCAGUCAGUAUUUACUUUCAUUCAGCUUUUUGGGCAAUACUGUCUUCAAUGGCAUGACUCAGCUCUACUGUUGUACUGCAAAGGCAGCCGUGGCUGUCAUGGCCAUUUAUACGCAGAUGAAUGAGCGUGGCUGUGUUCCAAUAAGGUGAUAUCCAACAAGCCGGGGACUGGACUGGACUGUAGCCUGCUGACCCCUGCUCUAACCCUCAGUCACACAUCUGCCUCCAGUCCUCUGCACCUGCUGCUCCCUGACAUCCACGUGGAUCUCUCCCUACCUCCUGCAGGUCUUCAUUCAAACGCCACCCUCUCAGGAAGCCCUGCGCAGACCACACUAGCACUGCCACCCUGCUUUUGCUCUUAACGCUCAUUUUGGUUAUUGCCUGCCACCCCCAACCCCCACCAACUAGAAUAAGAGAUUUUUGUCUAUUUUUUUCACCACUGAAUUCCCAGCUGCCUUGUAUAUAGCAGGCACUCAAUAUUAAUUAACUGAAUAAAUCAGGCUUGUUAGAAAAUUUAGAAAAAGGGGAGCCAUUUCAAAAACAAUAUCCCAAAUGUACCCUAACACAGGAUAAAGGUUUGCAGUAUCUAGAAAGGCCAGGUCACCAGAUUACGUCAUAAUUAGUGAUGUCAUUGUUGGGAAAAUUCUCAUGGCAUCCUCUGAUUUAGGCCUUUCAGCCUUGAAUCCAGUGGGAUUGAGGAACUUUCUGAGAGUGGUAUGGCUCUUGACAACAUGUGGGCUCCACCAGCAGCACUCAUAGGGGAUGGGCCUACCAAGACAGUGGGUAACCAGGCCCCUGGGCAGACACAGGCCCUCCAGACUGCCUCCUUAAGGGAUGGCCCGGCGAAGCGGGCUGUGUGGGUCGGCCGUAGUUCAGAGCCACAAGAACCUACUGAAUCAAAGGCAGCCACGGAGAGACCCAAGCAGGAGGUGACCAAAGCAGUGGUCGUGGACCUGGGCACUGGCUACUGUAAAUGUGGCUUUGCUGGCCUGCCAAGACCCACCCACAAGAUCUCCACAACAGUGGGCAAGCCCUACAUGGAGACCGCUAAGACUGGGGAUAAUCGCAAAGAGACAUUCGUGGGGCAGGAACUCAAAAACACAAAUGUUCAUCUUAAGCUACUUAAUCCUCUGCGACAUGGCAUCAUCGUGGACUGGGAUACAGUGCAGGAUAUCUGGGAAUAUCUCUUCCGACAAGAGAUGAAGAUUGCCCCGGAGGAGCAUGCAGUCUUGGUUUCAGACCCACCGCUGAGCCCACACACCAACAGAGAGAAGUACGCGGAAAUGCUGUUUGAAGCCUUCAACACCCCUGCAAUGCACAUCGCCUAUCAGUCCCGCCUGUCCAUGUACUCCUAUGGAAGGACCUCCGGCCUGGUGGUGGAGGUUGGCCAUGGCGUGUCCUAUGUGGUCCCCAUCUAUGAGGGUUAUCCUUUGCCCAGCAUCACCGGAAGACUAGACUACGCAGGCUCUGACCUGACAGCCUACCUGCUGGGCCUGCUGAACAGUGCAGGGAAUGAAUUCACCCAGGACCAGAUAGGCAUCGUGGAGGACAUCAAGAAGAAAUGCUGCUUUGUGGCCCUGGAUCCCAUUGAAGAGAAGAAAGUCCCUCUCAGUAAGCAUACCAUGCACUACGUGCUGCCGGAUGGAAAGGAGAUUUACCUGGGCCAGGAAAGGUUCCUCUGCUCAGAGAUGUUCUUCAAGCCGUCUCUCAUCAAGUCCAUGCAGCUGGGCCUCCACACCCAGACUGUGUCCUGCCUUAACAAGUGUGACAUCGCCCUCAAACGGGACCUCAUGGGGAACAUCCUGCUCUGCGGGGGCAGCACAAUGCUCAGUGGCUUCCCUAACCGCCUGCAGAAGGAGCUAAGCAGCAUGUGUCCCAAUGAUAGCCCACAGGUAAACGUGUUGCCUGAGAGAGACAGUGCCGUGUGGACCGGUGGCUCCAUCCUGGCCUCACUUCAGGGUUUCCAACCACUGUGGGUCCGCCGCUUUGAGUACGAGGAACAUGGGCCUUUCUUCCUCUACAGAAGGUGCUUCUGAACGGCGAUGAGGAUGGCCGCUGCACUGGCAGUGCAUGCCCUUGGCUGGGUGAGCACGCUCCUACACACAGCAGGGGGAGCCGGGCUUAUUCCUGUAACAUUAAACAUUCCUCACAUGCCCCUC